AUGCCUCCAAAUCCAGGUUACGGUGAUUGUUUUGAAGAACCAAGAACUAUGUUCUACUUUGAUUCAAUGGACUUGAAGUGCAAAAAAUUCAAAGUGAUAAACUGUUUUGGUAAGAAUCAGAAUCAAUUCGAAACUUACGAAUUAUGUACUCGUUUCUGUCAAUCUACCGCCUGUCUUGCCGGCCAAUCAUUAUUACUGGCUCGUGACAGUUCUCCUGUUAACUGUAAAGAAGCAGGUUGUCCUACCGGCUACCGAUGUGUUUACGAUAAACUUUUUAAUCGGCAUGUCUGUUGUGGUCACUCUCCCACGGGUGUUUGUCCGAUCGGAAGUGUCUCAUUUUCCCACGUUCGAUCAAACCAACCUAUGAGGUGUAACCCUUCCGCCUAUCGAGAUUUGUGUCCUGCCGACUACGUAUGCACUACUCAAGGGUUGCAUAGCUUUUGUUGCUCACCUCAUGAUGCUAUCUGUCCGGCUGGUCAACAACCAUACAAUCAUAUAGUUUCUAAGAAUAGUAUGAAAUGCAAUCCACUGGAAACUUCAUCAUGCCCAGAAACCUACUAUUGCUCUCCUGCAGUUCCAGGUGCACAUUGGGGAUUCUGCUGCAGUGUACAUAUCGAAGCAUCGUGUCCAAGUGAAACAGAACCGUAUCUAGAUUUUAUGAGUAAGACACCAGUCAGGUGUACAGUUGGUGUUACUCAAUGCAAUAUUGGUUACUCGUGUCAAAGUUCACAAUCAGGGUCUCUCAUCGGUUUUUGUUGUACUAUUCCGAAACUGACAUACCGAACUCCUUCCCGAUCCAGUUCCUUAAAUGAGAACUCUUCAGAAUCCGUUUCACAGUUCAUAACACCUACUGACCAACACUUCUUCAUUCACAAUGAAGGACUCAUCGGACCUGCUGUGAAACCUCGCACAUCAUCUAUUCUCUCAAGUCAUCAAAAAUCUGCUAAAAAGUACCAGAAAGUGACAAAGUCAACAUCCACCUAUGGAGUUGUCUCGAAUUACAAACCGGCGACGUGUCCUCCAAGAGCAACUUCAGUUUUUUAUGCGAACACUCAGAUAAAUGUUGAAUGCACUCCAGCAGAGGGAUAUAGUUUUGACUGUCCAGAUAACUCGACAUGUGUAGACGCCUACACUGAUUUAGCAGGAAGACGGGUUUGCUGUCAGAUGCCAAAGACUACAGCAACGCCCACAUUUGUCUAUUUUGUAACAUCUACUCCGCGGAUGGUUAGGUAUAAAACUACAGAUAGCUACUGCCCUUACGCAAUCCGUCAUUUACAAUGUCGGCCGUCUGCCUCGACUUGCCCGAUGGGGUAUUUCUGUCAAUACUUAUUCGAAAUUUCUUCCUUUUCUUGCUGUUCUUUGUAUUAA
This is a messenger RNA of Caenorhabditis remanei, 1368 nucleotides long. RefSeq lists its product as uncharacterized. NCBI's taxonomy places the organism in Eukaryota, Metazoa, Nematoda, Chromadorea, Rhabditida, Rhabditidae. The record is from RefSeq and is a predicted model, not a curated record. Gene Ontology annotation, molecular function: serine-type endopeptidase inhibitor activity. The transcript has 8 exons. The coding region runs from base 1 to 1368 and encodes 455 amino acids.